Miscanthus lutarioriparius is the source of this 495-nucleotide messenger RNA. The record is from the annotation of a GenBank genome assembly. Lineage: Eukaryota; Viridiplantae; Streptophyta; Magnoliopsida; Poales; Poaceae.
AUGAGCGCGGCGGCGGGCCGGCUGCUGGCGGCGGCGGCGACGGCGGGGGCCGCGGAGGUGCGGGCGUCCAUCUUCGGCCACGCGCUGAACCCGACGGGGAAGCGCGCGGCGACGAAGCUCCUGCGGAAGAAGAUGGUCGGCGACCAGGUAGCGCAGUGGUACCCCUACGACAUCAAGCGCGACGACCUGCUCGUCAUGGCGCGCGAGGAGAAGGAGGAGCUAGUGAUGCUGGAUGAUAAGUUGGCAGCAGCAAGCUGGGUAGCAGAUUCUCAGGGUGUUCGGCUGCUUGGAGUUGAAUUGAAUAUGGACCAAUUUGUUCAGGCGGGCUGUAGUAGACAGGUACUAACCCCUUCAAACCCGCUCCAAUUUCUUUCACAACCAAAAGAGCUUGAUGUCAAAGAUAGGAUCCUUGUAGCCAUCUUCUGUAAAGCUGGUGUUUCAGUUUCAUACAGCCGCCACCAUGAUGCUGAAAUAAAUGAAAAACACCUCUAUUAG